This is a messenger RNA of Hippocampus zosterae (dwarf seahorse), 8626 nucleotides long. RefSeq names its product myosin-2-like. Gene Ontology annotation, molecular function: actin filament binding; cytoskeletal motor activity; ATP binding. Lineage: Eukaryota; Metazoa; Chordata; Actinopteri; Syngnathiformes; Syngnathidae. The transcript is spliced from 39 exons. Gene Ontology annotation, cellular component: myosin complex. Bases 2070 to 7886 code for a protein of 1938 amino acids. The record is from RefSeq and is a predicted model, not a curated record.
GCACUAUUUCCCCAUAAAAUUUGGAGUUUGUCAUUCCAGAAGCUUUGCUUCAUUUACAUUUAGCAGUUAGCUUUUGUUGUCAUUUGUUAUCAUUAAGAUUUAUUCAUUCAUCUAAUUAUUUUACUUAGCAAGCCCAAAUUCUCAUUUUUGUUCACUGAAAUUGUAUCAAAAAGUUCCCGAGUGCUAAUAUAGUUGAUAUUCCAAAGGGCAACACAACUGACUGUUCAGGCCUGAGCAGAUUAGAUUAACAUGGCAACACAUAGAGCCAGACAUCUGAUUGGACCCCCCCAAAAAAACAAAAAUCUGAUAUCCACGUACUUGCAGCAGCAUAGCUAAUGCAAAUGCUACAAGAAAAAGGAGGAGGAGGAGAAGGACGACAACAACUCCUCUUGUUGGCUUGCACGCUGCCGAAAAAGCCUGAGGCACCUCAGCAGCUUCGGGCUUGAAGCCAGCCUACCAUCUGCUUGAUGCUCACGUCAGCCCGCACCAAAACACAAAGCGGACUCAUCAACACAACACGACGCGAUACAAUUCGACGUAACAUGAUAUACAAUAUGAUACGACGCAACCCAACAACGAUACACCGACGCUUCACGACACAAUGCAAAAGUACACAAAGCAAUGCGACGCAACAUAACACAGCAUGAUCAUCGCAUGAACACAACAAUUGAAUCUCACUUGCAGUUCAAAUUUGCGAGCAAAAUAAAAAUGAACAUAAAAUAUCUUUUUCCGACCUGCGUGCGAUGGAUGAUGGGUGACGGAUUGUUCUUGAUUAAUGAGUGUCAAGGUGAAAGCCGCUUUUUCCUGGCCAGCUGAUAACGAACCGGUUGGCCGUCUGCCAUCACAACUGACUUUGGACGGCCGCCUGCUGAAUCCCAGUCUGCCUUUGAUUUUUGCCCUUUGUUUCCCGGCCAGCUGCUGCCACUAAUCCCCACCGGGAACAUCUUCCAUCCUUCUCAGAUUGUCAGCUGUUAGCCUGAUCCAAGGAAACAAGUGGAGUGACACCCCCCCACUGCGGGAUAAUCAGUGGAAAUGUUGUCUUAUGCUUUUGAAAUCUCACUGGAUUUCAAUCACAGCUUCACGAUGUGUCUCCUUUAUCCUGUGGGCUCUCCUGCAGACCAUUUGUGUUCACAUCACAUCACCUCAUUUUUUCCCACCCAAUUAUUUUAGAUUGUUCAGACCACAAGUAAGUGACUUUAUUGCGAAUGUAAUGAAACUUCCCAAGGGGUGAAUUUUGUCUGCAUUCUCUUUUCCAAAUUCAACUCUUUGAAGCCCCUGUCAAGUGAAAAUGAACGUGCCAUGUUAAUCUGACACAUCGCAGGGUUUUUAAAAUCUUGGCCUCUACAACAAGGCGAUCUAAAGGCUUUAGCUUGAAGCCCCAGCCCAUACGCCGGCUGUCAAGUCCGAUUUUUUUCGCCCUAAAUUUCCCCUCUCCUUGCUCUUCCGCCCACUCUCCACAUGAUGCAUGCACACGAGAUGCACUAAAGCAACUAUGUCGAGAUAGUAAGAGCGAUAAUCGUGGAGGGGGUGCUCAUGCUGUUCUCCAAAAUGCAACACUAGGCCUUGAUUUUAAUUUUCAUGCAAAUAUUCACUGUCAUUAUGACUUUGGCAAGUGAUAAACGAUGUUCUCAUUUGAGAUGAAUGAAUGACACAUUGUGGUUGCCACGAGAGAACUAACAUGGACGGUCCCAACAACAAAACUAUCAAGCAAGAAUGUGACAUUCUACUUCAAAAAUGUUCGUGAUACUCAUGGUGACAUUUUUGGAGCAUCCUAAAAUUCACAAAAAGUUAGACAUUCAUUUGACCUUCUGUAAAGUUCAUCUGGAAAUUGCACCCCAAAGAGGCCAAAUCCCAAACUUUUGGUGUAUUUUCUGUUAAAUAGAAAUAACAACUCUGAUCCACCCUCAUCCAGGAGGAGCAGCAUGUUCCGGAGACUAAAGCUGGCACACAAUAGAGGACACCACAGCCACCCCACCAAGGACGACAUCAAAGUAUAAAAGUCCCCGUCUCCCUGUGAGGCGAAAACCUUCUCUAUCAGGUCUACGAACGGAGACUCUCUGUGGGCGACAAUGAGCAGCGACGGUGAGAUGGCAAUCUUCGGGCCAGCCUCCCAGUACCUCCGAAAAUCGGAACGGGAAAGGACGGAGGCGCAGGCCCGGCCUUUUGACAGCAAAACGGCCUGUUUUGUCAGUGAGGACAAGGAGGUGUACGUAAAAGCCACCAUCCAGGACAAGGCGGAUGGAAAAGUGAACGUCAAGACGGAAGACGGCAGGACAUUGACCGUGCAGGAGGAUCAAGUAUUCCCCAUGAAUCCUCCCAAGUUCGACAAGAUCGAGGACAUGGUCAUGAUGACGCACCUCCACGAGCCGGCCGUGCUCUUCAACUUGAAGGAGCGCUACGCCACCUGGAUGAUCUACACGUACUCUGGUCUUUUCUGUGUGACCGUCAACCCUUACAAAUGGCUGCCAGUCUACAACCCCGAAGUGGUCCAGGCCUACCGAGGAAAGAAAAGGAUGGAAGUUCCGCCUCACAUCUUCGCCUUAUCCGAUAAUGCCUAUCAGUUCAUGCUGACAGAUCGUGAAAACCAGUCUAUCCUCAUCACCGGCGAAUCUGGCGCAGGAAAGACGGUCAACACCAAGCGAGUCAUUCAGUACUUUGCCACAAUCGCUGUGUCUGCGGACAAGAAGAAGGAGACCAACAGCAAAAUGAAGGGAACCCUGGAGGACCAGAUCAUCCAGGCCAACCCUCUGCUGGAAGCCUUUGGCAACGCCAAAACUGUGAGGAACGACAACUCUUCUCGCUUUGGUAAAUUCAUCCGAAUACACUUUGGCGCAACGGGCAAACUGGCAUCGGCAGAUAUCGAAACAUAUCUGUUGGAGAAGUCCAGAGUGUCCUUCCAGCUGGGGGCCGAGAGGAGCUAUCACAUCUUCUAUCAGCUGACCUGCAACAAGAAGCCCGAACUCAUCGACCUGCUUCUCAUCACCACCAACCCUUAUGACUUUGCCUUCAUCAGCCACGGCGAGAUAAGCGUGAAAAGCAUCGAUGACGCUGAGGAGUUGAUGGCCACGGACGAGGCCUUUGACAUUCUGGGUUUCACCCUGGAUGAAAAAAUGUCCAUCUACAAGCUGACAGGAGCUGUGAUGCAUUACGGGAACAUGAAGUUCAAGCAGAAACAGCGAGAAGAACAGGCAGAACCAGAGGGCACUGAAGAGGCUGACAAGGCGGCAUAUCUAAUGGGUCUGAACUCUGCCGACCUUCUGAAGAACCUCUGUUACCCACGCGUGAAGGUGGGCAACGAGUAUGUCACCAAGGGACAAAAUGUGCAGCAGGUCUACAACUCCAUUGGCGCAUUGGCUAAAUCUGUUUACGAGAAGAUGUUCCUGUGGAUGGUGCAGCGUAUCAACCAGCAGCUGGACACCAAGCAGCCCAGGCAACACUUUAUCGGCGUUCUCGACAUUGCUGGAUUUGAAAUCUUUGACUUCAACAGCAUGGAACAGCUCUGCAUCAACUUCACCAAUGAGAAACUGCAGCAGUUUUUCAACCACCACAUGUUUGUGCUGGAGCAAGAAGAGUACAAGAAGGAAGGCAUCGACUGGGAGUUCAUCGACUUUGGCAUGGACCUGGCAGCCUGCAUUGAGCUCAUUGAGAAGCCAAUGGGUAUCUUCUCCAUUUUGGAGGAGGAGUGCAUGUUCCCAAAGUCAAGCGACAUAACCUUCAAGAACAAACUUUACGACCAACACCUGGGCAAGAACAGCUGCUUCCUGAAGCCCAAAGUGGUCAAGGGCAAGCCAGAAGCUCACUUUUCACUGAUGCACUACGCCGGCAUGGUGGACUACAACAUCAGCGGCUGGCUGGAGAAGAACAAGGACCCGCUGAACGAAUCCGUAGUGCAGCUGUACCAGAAGUCGUCGGUCAAGAUCCUAGCAAUGCUUUAUGUUACAUAUUCUGGAACAGAUGAUGCACCAUCUGGUGGAGGCAAGAAAGUGUCCAAGAAGAAGGGAGCAUCUUUCCAAACAGUGUCAGCGUUGUUCAGGGAGAAUCUCGGGAAACUCAUGACGAACCUAAGGACCACUCAUCCUCACUUUGUGAGAUGCCUCAUUCCGAAUGAGACGAAAACUCCAGGCAUUAUGGAGAACCACUUGGUCCUCCACCAGCUACGCUGCAACGGUGUGCUGGAAGGCAUCCGCAUCUGUCGGAAAGGAUUUCCGAGCAGGAUUCUAUAUGGAGACUUCAGACAAAGAUACAGGAUCCUAAAUGCUAGUGCUGUUCCAGAAGGACAAUUCAUAGAUAACAAGAAAGCAGCGGAGAAACUUCUGGGCUCCAUUGACGUGGACCACACACAGUACAAGUUUGGUCACACAAAGGUGUUCUUUAAAGCUGGCCUCCUGGGAGCUCUGGAGGAAAUGAGGGAUGAGCGGUUAGCUCAGGUUGUGAUGUCCACACAGGCAAUGUGUCGUGGAUUUCUCAUCCGACUGGAGUAUCAAGAGAUGAUGGCCAGGAAGGAGGCCAUUUACACCAUCCAGUACAAUUUCCGUUCCUUCAUGAAUGUCAAACACUGGCCGUGGAUGAAGCUGUACUUUAAACUCAAGCCACUGCUCAAGAGCGCAGAGGCCGAGAAGGAAAUGGCCCAAAUGAAAGUGGACUUCACAAAGCUCAAAGAAGAUUUGGCCAAGUCAGAAAACCGACGGCGGGAGAUCGAAGAAAAGAUGGUCUCUGUUGUACAAGAACGUAACGAUCUUCUCCUCCAAGUCCAGGCGGAGUCAGACAACCUGCUGGAUGCUGAGGAACGCUGUGAGGGACUCAUCAAGAGCAAGAUCCAACUGGAGGCCAAGCUGAAUGAAGUGAUGGAAAGACUGGAGGACGAGGAGGAGCUGAACGCAGAGCUAACGGCAAAGAAACGAAAGCUUGAAGAGGAGAGUUCCGAGCUGAAGAGGGACAUUGAUGACCUAGAACUGACCUUAGCCAAAUUGGAGAAGGAGAAACACGCCGUGGAAAACAAGGUGAAAAACAUGACAGAGGAGAUCAUGAGUCAGGAUGACACCAUUACAAAACUGGCCAAGGAGAAUAAAGCCCUGCAAGAAGCCCAUCAGCAAACACUGGAUGACCUGCAGGCCGAGGAGGAGAAGGUCAACAUCCUCAGCAAGACCAAAGCAAAGUUAGAGCAGCAGGUUGAUGAGUUGGAAGGCGCGCUGGAACAGGAGAAGAAGAUCCGGGUGGACCAGGAAAGAGCCAAGAGGAGGUUGGAGGGUGACCUCAAACUCUCCCAGGAAUCGAUCAUGGAUCUGGAAAAUGAAAAACAGCAGCUGGAUGAGAAGCUGAGAAAGAAAGACUUUGAGGUGUCGCAGCUUCAGACAAAGGCGGAGAAUGAACAAGCUCUUGGGUCACAGCUGCAGAAAAAAAUCAAAGAGAUCCAGGCCCGAUGUGAAGAGCUGGAGGAGGAAAUGGAGGCUGAGCGUGCUGCUCGAGCCAAAGUGGAGAGGCAGAGGUCGGACAUGUCCCGGGAGCUGGAGGACAUCACUGAGAGACUGGAGGAGGCAGGAGCGUCCAUCACCACUCAUGUGGAGGCUAACAAGAAACAAGAGGUUGAGUUCCUUAAACUGCGUAGAGAACUGGAGGAGCGGUCAAUGCAGCACGAGGCCACGUCUGCCGCCCUGCGCAAGAAGCACGCAGACAGCGUAGCCGAGUUGGGGGAGCAGCUGGACAACAUCCAGAGAGUCCGACAGAAACUGGAGAAAGAGAAGAGUGAGCUGAAACUAGAGAUGGAUGACCUGUCCAGUAAUCUGGAGAGUGUGGCAAAAGCCAAGAUUAAUCUGGAGAAAAUGUGCCGCUCGCUUGAAGAUCAACUCAGCGAGGUCAAAGCUAAAGAGGAGGAGCAGCAGAGGCUGCUAAAUGACGUGUCCAGCCAAAACACUCGACUGCAGACAGAAAAUGUUGAAAUGUCCCGCCAGCUGGAGGAGAAAGCCGUGCUCUUGUCUCAUCUCACUCGGGGUAAGCAAGGAUUCCUCCAGCAGGUUGAUGAGCUAAAGAGACUCAACGAAGAGGAGGUCAAGGCCAAGAACGCCCUGGCCCACGCGUUGCAGUCCGCGCAACAUGACUGUGAGCUUCUGAGAGAGCAGUAUGAGGAGGAGCAGGAAGCCAAGGCCGAGCUCCAUCGUUGUCUCUCCAAGGCCAACAGUGACGUGGCCCAGUGGAGAAACAAAUACGAGACAGAUGCUAUCCAGCGGAAUGAGGAGCUGGAAGAAGCCAAGAAAAAGCUGGCGCUGCGUCUGCAGGAAGCAGAGGAAGCAGUGGAGACCGUCAACUCCAAGUGUUCAUCUCUGGAGAAGACAAAGCAGCGACUGCAUGGAGAAGUGGAGGACCUGAUGAUGGACAUGGAGAGGUCCAACGCCGCCGCCGCCAUCGUGGACAAGAAGCAGAGGAAUUUUGAUAAGGUUCUUGCUGAGUGGAAGCAGAAGUAUGAGGAGGGUCAGACGGAACUGGAGUCAGCGCUCAAAGAAGUGCGCUCUUUGGGCACCGACAACUUCAAGAUGAAAAAUGCUUUUGAAGAAUGUCUGGAACAGCUGGAGACUUUCAAGCGGGAAAAUAAGAACCUUCAACAGGAGAUAGUGGAUCUCACUGAGCAGCUGGGAGAAAUGGGGAAAAACAUCCAUGACCUGGAAAAAUGCAGAAAACAGGCUGAACAGGAAAAGUUGGAAGCGCAGACAUCCCUGGAGGAAGCUGAGGCCUCCUUGGAACAUGAGGAAUCCAAGAUUCUGCGAGUCCAGCUGGAACUCAACCAGGUGAAGAGUGAAGUGGACAAGAAGAUCGCGGAGAAGGACGAAGAGCUGGAUCAGAUGAAGAGAACCAGCCAACGGAUCAUCGACACCAUUCAAACCAACUUGGAUGCCGAAGUCAGGAGUCGAAAUGACGCGCUGAGAGUGAAGAAGAAAAUGGAGGGAGACCUCAACGAGAUGGAGAUCCAGCUGAGCCAUGCCAACAGGCAGGCAGCCGAAGCUCAGAAACAGCUGAGGAACGUGCAAGUUCAGCUCAAGGAUGUCCAGAUUCAGAUGGACGAUGUCCUGAGAAGUAAUGAGGACAUUAAGGAGCAGUUAGCUAUGGCGGAACGCAGGAGCAACCUGGUGCAGGCCGAAAUGGAGGAAGUCCGAGCUGCCCUGGAACAAACGGAGAAGAGCCGCAAAUUGGCUGAGCAGGAGCUGCUUGACGCCGGCGAGAGAGUUCAGCUGCUCCACUCUCAGAACACCAGUCUGCUCAAUAUUCGCAAAAAGUUGGAGGUUGACCUGUCUCAGAUUCAAGGAGAGAUGGACGAUAUCGCCCAAACAGCCCGGAAUGCAGAGGACAAAGCUAAGAAGGCCAUCACCGAUUCCGCCAUGAUGGCUGAGGAGCUGAAGAAAGAGCAAGACACGAGCGCUCACCUGGAGAGGAUGAAAAAGAACGUGGAAACUACCGUCAAGGACCUGCAGCAGCGUCUGGAUGAGGCCGAGAGUCUCGCCAUGAAAGGCGGGAAGAAGCAGCUCCAGAAACUUGAAGCCAGGGUGCGAGAGCUGGAAAAUGAGUUGGAGGCGGAGCAAAGACACGGUUCCGAGACUGUGAAAGGGGCACGAAAGCUGGAACGCAAGAUGAAGGAACUCACUUAUCAGUCAGAGGAGGAAAAGAAGACGGCCAUGAGGCUGCAGGAGCUGGUGGGCAAACUCCAGCUGAAGGUCAAAGUGUACAAGAGGCAGGCUGAAGAGGCGGAGGAGCAAGCCAACGCCUACAUGACCAAACUGAGAAAGGUGCAGCAUGAGUUGGAGGAGGCCGAGGCGAGAGCUGACAUCGCAGAAUCUCAGCUCAACAAGAUGAAAGUCAAGAGUCGGGAUAUGACCAAGAGCAAAGACGGCAGGGAGUAGUCAUCGCUGGCGACCACCUUGAAGACGUGUGCUGUGAACUACUGUAAAAGCCUGCGACAUACUCUGAAAAUAAUAUUUAGAUACACGUUUGAAGUCAGUGUGUAUACAAAGUCCUUCUACAUUAAAUCAGUUAAAAUUGAGACUGCGUCAAAAACACAAACAACCAAUAUUGGGAAAUAUUUUUUGUUUCCAAAAAGUCCAAAGUCUUUAUAAUCAGAACACCAAUUAAACAUAUUGCUGGCGCUGAUUGGAAGACUAGUACCUUCAAAAUCAUCACUUUUUAGGUUUAAAAAAAACAGACAUGAACAUUGCAUUGGCUAUUUAUCACAAUUUAAACCGGUGAUACAUUUCUAAAAAUAACAUUGUAUAGAUUUGUGAAAAAAACAACAACAAAAAAACAAAUUGAGACAUUUUGAGCCGCCACCAGGAAUAACUAGUUUGUGUACCCUGAAAUACCAAAUAAAUUGUUCAUUUUUGGAAAAUUUCAAGUCUUAUAUACAUUGACUUGUCAAAACUUGACUAAUCAAAUUAAAUUAUCUGAAAUACAAUAUUUAUCCAUUGUCAACAACUAAAACAGUUGCUGGGAUGUCAGAUUUAUGUGAUGAUACCAGGUGCUUAUCUUGCUACUAUUUUGGAGGCUAUGAUAGAAAGGUCCCAAUUACACAGUGGCUUGAAACACAAUGCUUAUAUUCAGUAGUGGAUGUAUGUUGCCCUAAUUGCAAUAAAGCCUGUGAAAAAUA